CCCAUAAAGUGUAAUUUAUUCUGCAUUUUCCCUCAGUCUCAGCCCUGCCCUAGCAGACUCUGAAGACAAAAAACAAAGAGAAAACAGUGCAAAACUGCAAGAUCAAGAAAUGGGGACAUCUGAAAAUUUUCUUCAAGUUGUGGCAAAAAACUUUGAUGUUCUUGCAUUGCCUUUAGUCACUCUUGUUUACCCCCUGUAUGCUUCAAUAAGGGCCAUUGAGACUAAAUCUCGCAGUGAUGACCAGCAAUGGCUAACCUACUGGGUUCUCUAUUCCAUGAUCACCAUAUUUGAGCUCACAUUCUCUAAACUCCUCGAAUGUAUCCCGGUGUGGGCAUUUGCUAAAUUGAUCAUGACAUGCUGGUUGGUAUUGCCGCAAUUCAAUGGCGCAGCAUAUGUUUACAAGAACUAUGUUAGGCCAUUUUAUAAGAAUCCACAGGCUGCUCAAAAAAUAUGGUACGUCCCGAAAAAGAAGGAAAUAUUUACUAAACAAGACGACAUUUUGACCGCUGCUGAAAAAUAUAUGGAAGAGCAUGGAACCGAAGCUUUUGAAAGGCUCAUAUCUAAGGCUGAUAGAGAGGAAAGAGGUAGGAGGAACAGCAAUUAUAUGAUCUUUGAUGAUGACUAUAUUUAUUGAACUUUAUUUUACAUAAUUUAAAAAAUAAAUAACAUUAGUUUUUCUUGUAUCCCUAUGUAUACAAAACAUGAAGUGACUGUACUUUAAGAAGUACAACCAUAUUUAAUUUA
Messenger RNA from Mercurialis annua (annual mercury), 744 nucleotides. RefSeq names its product HVA22-like protein c. The transcript is spliced from 5 exons. The record is from RefSeq and is a predicted model, not a curated record. NCBI's taxonomy places the organism in Eukaryota, Viridiplantae, Streptophyta, Magnoliopsida, Malpighiales, Euphorbiaceae. Bases 110 to 634 code for a protein of 174 amino acids.